This is a messenger RNA of Caenorhabditis elegans, 863 nucleotides long. RefSeq names its product Ubiquitin-like domain-containing protein (gene F52C6.3). The record is from RefSeq and is marked reviewed. The transcript is spliced from 3 exons. Bases 9 to 602 code for a protein of 197 amino acids. Lineage: Eukaryota; Metazoa; Nematoda; Chromadorea; Rhabditida; Rhabditidae.
CUAAAAUCAUGCUGCUCUCCAUCAAAACGUCGACUGGAAAAAACAUCACAGUGGAAGCGCCGAAAAGUGUGAAAACUGAAGUUCGCGACAAACAGGGAGUCGUUUUCACUGUCUCUUACGACAAAGGUACCGGAAAUCAAAUCAUUGAAAUGGAGGACACUGUCCAAGAUGUCAAAAUUCAAGAGGCUCAGCAAGCACCGCUUCGUGAAUCAGAAGAAGUGACCGAAGAUCCCAUCAGUGUCGAAUCAUCGGAGGUCAUCGGAAAUCUGAAUGUCAAGGUUGCCGAGACUCAGCAAGAACUGCAUCAUGAAGGAAUCCGAAUUUACGUUGAGAACGCUGGAAGAACAUGCACACUUGACACUUCCGCCUCCGAUACCAUGGCAAGUGUCAAGGCUAAAAUUUGGGAAAAACUAAGAAUCCUCCCAAAUACGCAAAAACUAUUAUUGGAAAACUGGGACCUAGAUUUGUUUAGCGAUCAUAGCACUCUUUUUGACAACAGUUUCGAAAACGGCAGUACUCUUCGUUUGGAAGUUUCUAUAGAAAAAGAAAUUGACGUUUUUGUGAAAACCUAUACCGGAAAGACAAUCACCAUUUCAAUCUAGAAUACGGAUACUGUUGAGACCUUGAAGCUCAAGAUUCAGGAUAAGGAAGGUAUUCCACCAGAUCAACAGCGUCUUAUUUAUCAAGGAUCGCAGCUCGAGGAUGACCGUACUUUGAUUGCCUAUAACAUCUAUAAUGAGGCUACUCUCCGUUUAAUUCUCAGACUUCGUGGAUGAAGUUCUCAAUUUGAAUAUUGUUAAUUUGUUACUUGUUAUUUUGUUACUGUUCUGUUUAUUUUUGUUGAUGAAUGUUGAAAAAGUUUA